CACAACAACAGGUUCAAAAUGGAAACGUACGAGCAUGGAGUGUUUUUUGAGAGAAAAAAUCUUUCAGAUGCUGAACUUAAACAUAUACAUACGUACUUUCAAAUCAAGAGACGGUCUGGAGGAGGUGACUGUGAAAUCCUAAAAGUAGAUGCCAACAACUACAAGAUAUGUUUUAGGGAGAAAGAAGCACAAGAAAGAGUUCUGAGACGGGAAGAUCAUGUCAUCAAUGUACCUGGACAAGACAGUAUUUGUGUUUCAUUAAGCUGUGACAAUGUUGCUGAAAGCAAUAAACAGCCUCAAGCAUCUGCUCAACAGACAUCUGCUAGUGCUAAACAAACAAAGAAGGUUUUUAAGUUGGAGCCUUAUCUGCUUCGUUACCUCAGUGAGUGUACACUGGCAAAUUCAAACUUGGAGAAAAGAUUGUCUCUGCUCUCCAGCACCUUCCAGAUUGACAUAGACUCUGAAGAGUUAGUGGUGGUAACGGACUCAGCUCAAGACGGCUAUUCCCUAAAGAAAUUGAGUUUUGCAAUUGAGGAAGCGGUAGCGGGAAUAGAGAAGAGCUAUAUCCUCCACUUUGAGGUUGAGAGAGACAGACUGGCAGUUCUGCAAGAAAACUCUUUCCUGUCCAAUGAACACAUAAAAAUCUUUCAUGAAGGAACCUUAGCUGUUGUGGUUGGAGAACGUGAACAAGUAGACAAGAUUGCAAAGUAUAUUGAUACCUUGCAGGCCAAACAGAUCGAUCAGAAAGUGUGUCGCAUAUCUGAGAAAAAUUUUGCUCUAGUGAAAGAACAGUUUGAACAGAGCAGGAAAUCUAAUUUUCCUAAUGUUAAGAUCAACCAAGAUAGGCCAGGCAUUUUGAUUUUAAAAGGUUCAGAGAAAGAGGUCCAUGCAGGUGAAAAGGAGCUUUUGAACUUAAUGAGCGAGAUUAAAGAUAAAAGCAUCCCAUUGCAUCACACUCUUCUUACAUUCUUGGAAUCAAGUGGUGUUGUACAGCAUUUCCAAAACCGAUUUCAGCAUAGCCUCCGCAGCCCAGUUAUGCUUGAGAAUGCAGGUUCAGAUCUUCUUUUGUUGAGUCUUUCUAAUGAAGCACUAUUGGAGGCUGCUGCUGCAGUGCAGAGAGACCUGCGCUUUGAAACUAUGAGCUUGGAAAACACUGAAGGACAAUCACCUCGAUUUAUUAAACUGAAGGAGACUUUGAGCAAAGCCAUCCGGCAGGCCAAUCAACAAGGUGUUAAAGUGAAUGUUGACUAUCAACAUAGAACAGAUUCAGCUGGCCCUAGAAUCAAUAUAGAUAUUGUGGGCGACACUACUGAAGUUUGUAGGCUGAAAGACAUUGUAUUAGAAUACAAAAGAAACCACGAGAAUACUGUUCAAACAAUCCCUCUUCCCAUGCAAGAGAUGGCAGAAGACUUCUCAGAGAUUUUGUCAUUAGUUGAUGUGGAGAACAGUACAGUUGAAAUAAAUCCAACAUGUUUACCUUCCCCAUGUGUCCACCUCAUAGGACCUCGUUGUGAAGUCGACAGUUUGAAGAAAAAGCUUGAGACAGCUCUUAAGAGACUUGUCAUUAAACGAUACAAAGUGGAGGGACCUGGAGCCCAACAGUUUUUUAAAGAUGAUGACAAGAAAACUUUGCAGUUAGUAAAGAAUAGUUUUAGGGUACAAAUUGUGCUCAUUGAUGAGAUGCAAAGAAGUGAUAAUGUGCCCAAUGACACAAGCUGUGCCAGUCUCCAGAAUCUACCAAAUACUCCACAAUCAAUGCAGACAGAUGACAAGGACAUAAACAUUAAAGUUGUAGUUGGUUGUCUUGAGGAACAGCAGGCUGAUGUGUUUGUUGCUCCGAUGAUAAAAGCAAACUUGACUUCAACCGCGAUCGCCUCAUGCUUGUUGCGUAAAGGAGGACAACAGUUUCAGAGUAAUUUUAACAAUGCUAAGGGACAGCGUUCACUUACGCCUGGAGAUGUGCUGGACGUCAAAGGGACACCAACGUUAGGAUGUUCCAAGGUUUUCCUCAUAGAAUGUCUGCCCAAAGGUGAACAAAAGGACAAGAGUGAUGAAGCACUACGUAGUGGACUGGACAAAGUUUUUGCACUAUGUGAGCAGCAGUCUUUGGGUUCUGUUGCAUUACCAAUAAUUGGACCUGGUUUGGCACUGUCAAUACCUGUCAAAGAUGCUGUUAAUAUUCUCAACAGUCAGAUGAUCAGAUUUUUAUCUGGAUCCACUGCCUCCCUCCACACCAUCAGCAUCAUAAUUAUGCCUGAUAAUGUUCAUUCUGAAGAGAUGUUCCAAACGAUCUGUGUGGAUCUAAGUGCUAAAAUGGUGGAUGACACAGGGCAAGCUCUUUUUUCACUGACCUCUGACCUUGAUGAGAUCGUUGUUGCAAUAGCUGGGAUUCAGCUCCAUAUAGUGUUUGGUGACAUCUCCAAUGAGACUACUGAUGUCGUUGUCAACACUACUGACUUUACAGACCUCCAGACAGGAGUGUGUCAGGACAUUCUCACUAAGGCAGGAUCAGAAAUCCUGGCUCAAGUGAAAAGGGCUCAGGUACAGCGUGGACAAAUCUUUAAGACCCAGCCAGGAGGCUUCCCAUGUAAGCAGAUUAUGCAUGUAUGUGGAGAGAGGGAUGCCAAUGUAAUCAAGACCUUGGCAAAAGAAAUAGUGAUUCAGUGUGAACAUGGUCACUACCAGUCAGUGGCCUUACCCGCUAUAUGCACUGGAAAAGGAGCUAUGGACCCAAAAGAGGUGGCCAAGUGCAUUCUACAGGGAGUAAAGGAUGGUGUUCAAGGAGCAAAUCUUCAAUAUCUCAAAAAUAUUCGCAUCAUUCUGCUAAAAAUCAACAUUUUCCUGGCAUUCAAAGCAACGGCACAAAACAACUUUGGCACUCAUACGCAGUUUUCAGUUCCUGGACCUCUUGUACCGACCCUAACAACCACCAGAGGGCGCAACCCAACCAAUAGAACGAGACGAUCACAGUCUUUACCUAUACAGAACAACCGUAAUUUGCUUUAUUCUUUGCCUGUCAUAAAGUACAAGGCUGAGUUUCUAGUCAUUGGACACAGCACUGUUGAUGUGUCAAAUGCCUGCAGGGAGCUUCAGCAUGCAUAUGAGAACCAGUGUUCUUCGCAGUCUUUCUGCUCUGAAGAUAUUGAUUGUCUCAGUGAUGGUGAGAAGGAACAGCUGUGCUCUAAAGUCAAGUCACUGCAUCUGCAGAUACAAAACACCAGCUCUAAAGAAUGGGUAGUGUUGGGACAGAAGGAUGGAGUAAAUGAGGUGGUUAGCCUGGUACAAAGUGGACUUCGCAAACAGGUGAUAAAAAGAGACCAGGAAAGCCUUUUUACCAAAGUCACAUGGUGCAUUCUGGGACCAAGGGGCUUUUGGGAAAAGGUAUCGAAAGAGAUGAAUCAUAGGCUUGAAAAACGUGAUGUGAAAGAUGGAAUUGUGGAUGCACAUGGUUUGAAAUGGACUGUGGAUUUGAGAAAGAUGGUUGCCACAGCAUGUGGGACAGGAAAGAAGACCAGUCUUAAACGACUAGAGAAUCGUUCAGAUUUUUCUUUGCCUAUCUACUGGGACAACAUGAACCCAAAUGAGCCACAAAAGAUCAUUGACCUAGAACAAUCAUCACCAGAGUUCCAGAAAAUAAAGGCAGACUUCAAAAAGACGGUCUCAAAAACAGUGCUCAAGAUUGAACGUAUUCAGAAUGUAAAUCUUCGGCGGUUAUAUGAGGGACGUAAAAAAGAGCUGGAGAACAGGAAUGCUUCCAAUGGAGCAUCAGAAAAGAUACUUUAUCACGGGACAACGAAGGAAGCCUGCUCAUCCAUCAUAAAUACCAACUUUAACCGUAGUUGUGCUGGGCAAAAUGCAACCAGAUAUGGCGUGGGAACAUACUUUGCUGUAAAUGCUAGCUACUCGGCCAACCCUCUGUACUCCGUUCCUGCAUCAGAUGGCACCCAACUCAUGUUUGUGGCUCGUGUACUUACUGGUAAUUACACUCAGGGUCAGGAAGCCAUGAGGAUCCUCCCUGACAAUUUUGACAGCGUAGUGGACAACACACAGGAUCCCAGCAUGUUUGUGGUGUUCCAUGAUUGCCAGGCCUACCCAGACUACCUUAUCAAAUUCAAAUAAACUCUGACUUGCACCCCUGACACAAUCUUAUGGCAGUUUGUACAUAUUUUUACAAGCUGGCUAACUUUUGUUUACCCAAAUUCAUGCAUUUUUGAAUAUUAUUAUAUCUAAAUUUUUAGAAAUAUUAUGGCUAUAUCAUCAAAUAACGUUGUUAUUCGUGUAGACUAGGGAACAUUGUAGUGAUGUGGCACACUUGUCUGGAGAUAACCUUGUGUCAUUUUAUUUUCUAUCUGUUGAUAUGCCAUUUUAAUAGAAUGUCGUAAAAAUCGGGAUCACAGAUAAAAACUUGUUAUAGUGUCCAGGUGAAAGCUAUAAAUGAAACUUUUCAUAGCUGGAAAUAUUAAACUAGGGUGUAAUAAAUGUGAAAAAACUGCACAACAAUCAUGAAUCUGUGUUUUCCUUUUCUGCUUUUCUUCUCCGGUAUACAUUUUCUCCUCUGCUCCACACUUUAAAAAGUUACAGCCUUUUUGUAAACUCUGACUUGCACCCCUGACACAAUCUUAUGGCAGUUUGUACAUAUUUUACAAGCUGGCUAACUUUUGUUUACCCAAAUUCAUGCAUUUUUGAAUAUUAUUAUAUCUAAAUUUUUAGAAAUAUUAUGGCUAUAUCAUCAAAUAACGUUGUUAUUCGUGUAGACUAGGGAACAUUGUAGUGAUGUGGCACACUUGUCUGGAGAUAACCUUGUGUCAUUUUAUUUUCUAUCUGUUGAUAUGCCAUUUUAAUAGAAUGUCGUAAAAAUCGGGAUCACAGAUAAAAACUUGUUAUAGUGUCCAGGUGAAAGCUAUAAAUGAAACUUUUCAUAGCUGGAAAUAUUAAACUAGGGUGUAAUAAAUGUGAAAAAACUGCACAACAAUCAUGAAUCUGUGUUUUCCUUUUCU
Paramisgurnus dabryanus is the source of this 4997-nucleotide messenger RNA. NCBI's taxonomy places the organism in Eukaryota, Metazoa, Chordata, Actinopteri, Cypriniformes, Cobitidae. The record is from RefSeq and is a predicted model, not a curated record.